UACAAUAUCAACCAAAUACACAACCUGAUGACCCUCAACACUCAACUCGCACACCACUGUGGGUGCCAAAAAGAUGAAUCGAAGCAAAGCGAAGCCAUGGCAAGCAUCGACCACCCAUUCAACAAAUGUAAAUGGAGGAUGGUAAAUCAGAUGGACGGAACCAGGCGCAGAACGAAGGUCACGGAUUGCGCCAGCCGGAAUUGCAAGUGGUCAAUUGCCUACAAAGGCUUGAAUCAAGGUGCUUGAGAAAGGGAUAUGCGGAGCUGGGUCGUUUUCAGGUGCAUUAUUGGUCAUAUCUUAUGCAGAAGGAUGGAAAUGUCGGCCGCUAGGCA
Molecule: messenger RNA, 332 nt
Organism: Neohortaea acidophila
Lineage: Eukaryota; Fungi; Ascomycota; Dothideomycetes; Mycosphaerellales; Teratosphaeriaceae
Exons: 1
Coding region: 28-246 (72 amino acids)
Source: RefSeq, a predicted model, not a curated record